GAAACAAAAGACAAAAUGUUGGCUGUUUCCGUUUCAUUCUUUCAUUUUCUCUCUUUUCUUCAUUAUUCUCUCGGCACGAAAAACAACAACCAAAAAAAAAAAACCAAAAAAGGCGCCUUGGCUUCCAAUCAGACGGCCAACUUCAUCGACUUCGUCAAGUAUUUGACACAUCCACCGGAGAUCGUCGAACGACCCAAAGACGUGGCCGUCCGUUCGGGAGGCAUCGCCGCUUUUUACUGCCGGGCCAGAGGGGAACCGACGCCGCAGCUCUCGUGGCGCAAAAACGGACGAAAGGUCUCGCCGCAAUCGCCGCGCUACCUGGUCAUCCCGCAGCCGUCCAUGUCGGUGCUGAGGAUCGACUCGGCCAAAGCGGGGAAAGACGACGCCAAAUACGAGUGCGUGGCCGAGAACGGAGUCGGAGACGCCGUCGUCGCUUCUGCCACCCUCUCCAUCUACCCAGAGACGGACUUGCCUUCGGGUUUUCCGCGAAUCACUUCUUGGCCGGCCCAACUGCCCGUGGUGGAAAAGGGUCGGACGCAUCUGCUCGAGUGCGGCGCUUCAGGCAUUCCGGAGCCGUCCAUCUCGUGGAUCCGCGAUAUGGUGCCCGUCAAUCUGUCGAAUCCUCGCUACCAACAACUCGCCUCCGACUCGAAAUCCAAAGGUUCACUGCAGAUCAUCAACAGCGAAGAAGAGGACCAAGGCAAGUACGAGUGCGUUGCCGAGAAUUCGCUCGGCAUUGAAAUAUCGAACGUAUCGACGCUGCACGUCCGAGUUCGCCGAGUGCCUCCUUACUUUUCGAUGCCACUGCAGUCGAUCCACGAAGUCAAGCCGGGCUCGUCGCUCAACAUUACAUGCGUCGCCGGAGGUUCGCCUAUGCCGUACGUCAAGUGGCGCAAAGGCCUGGAGGAUUUGGAGCCGGAGCAUUCGCUGCCCAUCGGUCGCAACAUCCUCGUCCUCGAGGACAUCCAAGAGUCGGCCAAUUACACUUGCGUCGCUUCCAGCAAGCUGGGCCAAGUGGAGAACACCACUUUUGUCAGAGUCGAAGAGCUGCCCUACGCGCCCUCCAACGUUCGCAUCUCGGAGAUAACGGCCACUUCAGUGCACAUCAGUUGGCAUUACGACGGGCCGCCUAGCGAGGCCGUCGAGUUCGUCAUCCAGUACAAACCCAAACUGGCUCCAACGGCGGACCAUUCGGAAGUUGUCGGACUCAAAACCAACUACUACACGGUCCAGAAUCUCAAUCCGUUCACCGAGUAUGAAUUCUACGUGGUGGCCGUCAGCGCCAUCGGCCGCGGUUUGGCCAGCACGGCCACUUUUGUCACCACCGGAGAAACAGCCGAUCCCACGUACGGAGGACCAAAACCGGGAACGGCGCCGAAAAACGUUCAAGUGCGACCUUUAAGCUCGACGACGAUGCUGAUCCAAUGGGAAGAGCCGGACACGCCCAACGGCCAAGUCAUCGGAUACAAAGUGUUUUACACGACCAAUCCCGGACUUCCGAUCGCGUCGUGGGACUCGCAGGUGGUCGACCAUAAUCUGCUGACGACCAUCAGCGAUUUGACUCCGCACACGAUCUACACGAUCCGCGUCCAGGCCGAAACGAGCGUCGGAAGUGGACCGCUGUCGACGCCCGUCCAGGUCAAGACGCAGCACGGCGUUCCGAGCCAACCGACCGGACUGAGGGCCAUCGACGUCUCGGCAACGUCCGUCUCGCUCGAAUGGGCCAGGCCUCACCACACGGGCGAAAAUGUCAACAGUUACGAGCUCUACUGGAACGACACGUUCACCAAGGAGAAACAUCACCGGUCGUUGCCCGUCAGUGAAACGUACGUCCUCAACGGCUUGCAGCCCAACACGCUCUAUUACAUUUGGCUGGCGGCCAAAUCGAAACGCGGCGAAGGGGCCACUACGCCACCCAUUCCCGUACGCACCGACCAAUACGUUCCGACAGCGCCGCCGCAAAACGUUCGGGCCGAGCCGGAGGACAGCAGCUCGGUGCGCGUUGUGUGGAGCCCUCCGCCCGUGGACAAACAAAACGGGCACAUAUCGCACUACAAGCUGUACUACGUCGAAGCCACAAGGCCCGACAAGGAGGCCAUCGAAAUGAUGCUCAAAAGUCCAUUGCAAGGCGGCACCGAGUUCAAACUGGAGGAGCUCAAGAAAUGGACCCAAUAUCGCAUUUGGCUUCUGGCCGGCACCGUCGUCGGUGAUGGGCCUCCCUCCGAGUCCAUCACCGUCCGAACCCAGGAAGAUGACUCCGUCAUUGUGCCCGGUGAUCCGCAGAAAGUGACCGUCAUCUCGGUCAACUCGACGUCCAUCCGCGUCGAAUGGAAGCCACCGGCCGAAAAGGAGCAAUACGGCAUCAUUCGAGGCUACCAGAUCCACGUCCAGGAAGUGGACGCAAAGGAUGCCGUUGUGGGCCAACCCUUGCGCUACGACGUGGGCGUCGUCGAAGAGUACACGAUCGGAGGCCUCCAACCGGACACGUCAUACGCCGUUCAGGUGGCCGCAUUGACCCGUAAAGGUGACGGAGCGCGAUCCCCGCCCAAGAAGGUCACGACGCCGGGCGGCGUGCCCAAUCGGCCGGCCGUCAAUCUCAAGAUCGUCAAGGAAGAGCCGACGGUGAGCGUCGAAGUCGUUUGGAGUCGGCCGACGCAGACGUACGGCGAGCUCAAAGGCUAUCGAUUACGCUACGGGCCCAAGGACGCGACGUCCGGCUCGCUGGCCACCGACAGCAACAACAACAACAACAACAACGUCAUCGUCAACGAGUUGCUGCUGGACGGGCCGCAAGUCCAACACCGGCUCAUCGAGGGGCUGGAGCGCGGGUUAGAGUACGAGUUCCGCGUGGCCGGCCGCAACCACAUCGGCUACGGCCAGGAAGCCGUCCAGAUCCUUCCGACUCCCGAGGGCGCCCCGUCCGGCCCUCCGACCAACAUCACGUACCGGUUCCAGACGCCCGACGUGGUCGUCAUCCGCUGGGACGUGCCGGCCCUGGAGCACCGCAACGGCCGCGUCACGGGCUACCUGAUCCAGUUCUACAAGAAGGUGGACAACAGCGUCGUGACGGAGCGCAACGUUUCCGGCUCGGUGGGCAAGGCCGUCUUCACGUCGCUGGAGGAGAACAUGGACUACGAGUUCCGCAUCUACUCGCGGACCAACAAAGGUUCCGGCCCGUUCAGCGACCGCGUCCUCUUCCGGACGGAGCGCGACAUUGUCCGGGCCCCGAUGAGCGUCCGGGCCAUGGCCACAUCCUUCUCGUCGGUCGAGGUGUGGUGGGAGACGGUGCCCGGCCGCGGCAAAGUCAUCGGCUACACGGUCUUUUACACGAUGACGGCCGUCGACGACCUGGACGAGUGGCAGCAAAAAUCGGUGCCCGUGACGGGCUCGUGCGAGCUCUCGAACCUGGAGCGCAACUCGCAGUACGCCGUGACGGUGGCUGCCCGGACCAAGUCGGGCUACGGCCGUCUCUCUGACAAGGUGACGGUGACGGUCAAGCCGGAAGACGUGCCGACCGAGUUGCGGGCCCACUCGGUCAGCACCCACUCGAUGUCGUUGUCGUGGCAACAGCCGAUCCGCCUCAAUCCGGUCAGCUACAAAGUCACGUUCGACGCCGUCAAGGAGUUUGUCGACUCUCAGGGCAUCACGCAGACGCAGGUCAUCACUCCGCAGACGUCGAUCCUCUCGCAGGACACGCUCUCCUUCUCCGUUAACGAGCUGUCGCCCUUUACGACCUACAACGUCAACGUCAGCGCCGUCCCGCCGGACCGAUCGUACAGGCCGCCGGCUCGCAUCACCGUCACCACCCAAAUGGCCGCCCCUCUGCCCAUGGUCAAGCCCGAUUUCUACGGCGUCCUCAACGGCGAGGAGAUCACCGUCAUCCUGCCGCAGGCCUCGGAAGAGUACGGGCCCAUUAGCCACUACUUGCUCGUCGUCGUCCCCGAAGACAAACGGACCGAGCACAAACAGCCCGACCAGUUUAUGAACAGCGACUUGAUGCCGGGCGUUGGCGGUGGUGGUCAGCAAGGCGGUGGUGGUCAGCAAGGCGGUGGUGGUCAGCAAGGCGGUGGUGGUCAGCAAGGCGGGCAAGCUAAUCUGAAAGCGGGAGCGGCAAAACCGUCGGAGGAGCGCGCACAGCCCUACGUGGCGGCCAAGUUUUUGCGACGCAACGUGCCCUACACUUUUUUGCUGGGCAACGGCCAAGAGUUUGAAGGCAUGCUCAAUCGGAAACUGGACAAGAUGAUGCGCUACCGCGUCUUCCUGCGGGCCGUCGUCGACACGCCGCACAAGCACCUCUACACUUCCAGCCCGUUUUCCGAUUACCUGGCGCUGGACAUGCGUGAAGCGCCGGCCGGCGAGCUGCCGCAGCGGCCCAAUCCCAACGUGGGCAACGUCGACUCGUCCUACGUCCCCGUCCCCGACACGGAAGAGGCCGGCCUCCUCUGGAUCGCCCUGGCCGCGUCGGGCGUCGUUUUCGUCGUGCUGCUCGUCAUCGUCGUGGCCGUCUGCUCGCGCAAGCGUCGCCGCUCGCCCAAAUCGUCGGACCACUCGUCCGUCACCAAGCCGCUGAUGGGCGGAGGCGUCGGUGGCCUGGCCGACGCCUGCCUGUCGGCCGGUGGCGGGGCCGGGGCGGGUGGGGGCGCGGGCGGGGGCGCCUCGUCGUGCGCGGCCCCCGUCAACGAUCCCGUCGAAUUGCGUCGAUUGAACUUUCAGACGCCGGGAAUGGCUUCGCAUCCGCCCAUCGCCAUCCACGACAUCGCCCUGCACAUCGAGGCCCUCAAGGCCAACGACAACCUCAAGUUUUCGCAAGAGUACGAAUCGAUCGAAACGGGCCAGCAGUUCACCUGGGAACACUCGAACGCCGACAUCAACAAGCCCAAGAACCGCUACGCCAACGUCAUCGCCUACGACCACUCUCGUGUCAUUUUGGAACAGGUGCCGGGCGUGCCCGGCAGCGACUACAUUAACGGCAACUUUUGCGACGGCUACCGCAAGCGCGACGCCUACGUCGCCACCCAGGGACCGCUGCCCGAGUCGUUUGCCGACUUUUGGCGGAUGUGCUGGGAACAGAAGACGUCGACGAUCGUCAUGAUGACGCGGCUGGAGGAGCGGGCCCGCAUCAAGUGCGACCAGUACUGGCCCAGCCGCGGAUCCGACACGUACGGAGUCGUCAGCGUCAUGAUCACGGACGUCCAGGAGCUGGCCACCUACUGCGUCCGCACUUUCCAGCUGCACCGGCUGGGCACGAGCGAGCACCGCGAGAUCAAGCAGCUGCAGUUCACGGCCUGGCCGGAUCACGGCGUGCCCGACCAUCCGGCCCCGUUCCUCCAGUUCCUGAAGCGAGUGCGGGCACUCAAUUCGGCCGACGCCGGACCCAUGAUCGUCCACUGCAGCGCCGGUGUAGGCCGGACUGGAGCCUUCAUCGUUAUCGACUCGAUGCUAGAGCGUCUGCGCUACGAGAACACAAUCGACGUCUACGGUCACGUGACGGUCCUCCGCGCCCAGCGCAAUUACAUGGUCCAAACGGAAGACCAGUACAUUUUCAUUCACGACGCUCUGCUGGAGGCCGUGACGUGCGGCGACACGGAGAUUCCGGCCCGCUCCCUCCACGCCCACCUCCACAACCUGUUGCAGCCGUGCGCGCGCGCCGAGGCCGGCGGCACCCUCUCCACCAUGACGGGCAUGCAGAUGGAAUUCAAGAAGCUGGCGGCCAUUCGGACCCACCCGGGCCGUUUCGUCAGCGCCAGCCUGCCCGUCAACAAACCCAAGAACCGGUUGGUCAACGUGUUGCCCUACGAGUCGACGCGCGUCAUUCUGCAGCCGAUGCGCGGCGUCGAGGGCAGCGACUACAUCAACGCCAGUUUUGUCGAUGGCUACCGAUACCGGAACGCCUACAUCGCCACCCAAGGGCCGCUCAUGGAGACGACCGAGGACUUUUGGCGCAUGCUCUGGGAGCACAACUCGACAAUUGUUGUGAUGCUCACCAAAUUGCAGGAAAUGGGCCAGGAGAAAUGCCACCAGUACUGGCCGUCCGACAGGUCCAUUCGAUACCAAUACGUAGUGGUGGAGCCCGUGACGGAAUACAACAUGCCUCAGUACAUUUUGCGCGAGUUCAAAAUGACGGACGCCAGAGACGGACAGUCGCGCACCGUCCGGCAGUUCCAGUUCACCGAUUGGCCGGAGGAAGGCGUGCCCAAAUCGGGUGAAGGCUUUAUCGAAUUUCUCGGCCAAGUUCACAAGACCAAAGAGCAGUUUGGUCAAGAAGGACCAAUCACUGUCCACUGUAGCGCUGGCGUCGGCCGGACCGGUGUCUUCAUUACGCUCAGCAUCGACUUGGAGAGGAUGCAGUACGAAGGAGUCGUCGACGUGUUCCAGACGGUCCGCAUAUUGCGCACGCAACGUCCAGCCAUGGUUCAAACCGAGGACCAGUACCAGUUUUGCUACCGAUCGGCUUUGGAAUAUCUGGGAUCGUUCGAUCACUACGCUGGCUGUGACUGACGUCAGGGGACACAGUGCGAGGCCGGCGGGACACCGUCACCGCCUUGGUCGCAGGCCGAUUCGCGGCUUCCGGUCCCCCCGUGGCACGCCUUCACCACACCGCCACUUUCUUCGCACUGUGCCCUUCGAUGAUGAUCGUCGUGUGGACGACAAUGAAAAUGACAAGAAAGGAAAAGAGAUUUUUUAAACCAUUCAUUAUUAAUCUCUUUGUCUCAAACAGACACACACCCACUCGAACAAUCCUCCCUUUGUUUUGUGUUGUUUUUUACCCCCUCCCCGUGGUGCACGCAAGUCUCUUUACGUUGUCGUGCGUCACUUGCUCGUUGAUGACUUGGCAACUAAAUUUCGGUCGCGUACGAGUCGGCCGGGCGUGAAAAGAGUCAAUUUUUUUUUUUUUUGGAAAUUCAUGUUUCAUUGCUGAAGACGGAUCCGGUGGAACUGAAAAUGCAACCUUCAAUUGAACCGAAGAUGUUCAGUUGAACGGCAGAAAAUAAACGGAAAAAUAAUGAAGGAGAACAAACAAAAAAACAAAAAAGAAGAAAGACAACGGCACAAAAAGUCAAAAUUGUGUGUCACAAAAAAAAGAAAAAAAAAGAAAUGUUUUUUUGUUUUUUGACAAAAUCCUACUCAAAUCAAGAAUGUAUAAUGGCGCCAAUAAUGUACAGGAAGACGAGAUUUCUUUUGACGUGGGCAAGAUUGAUGAUGAUUGUUCCCCUGCUUUUUACUACCCAUUUUUGUGCGCUUUUUACCAAGCCCCAACGUAAGUUAUCAAAGGCAGCUCAUUGGUUGACCGACAUUCUGCCAUAUCAUUCCUGUCAUGAAAAAAAAAAAAAACGCGCUAUUUUUAUUUCUCCAUUUUGUUUGUUUUUUUAAUUGUAAUUUAUUUAUUUCGUUGUUGUGUGACAAACACAACUGGAAGACAAUUGUCUCACGUCGAGCGAUUUCUCUGUACUUAAGUUGUUUUCGUUUAUUUUUUUUUUAAAUUCAUAGUACAGCUCCCUUUGCUCAUUUACGCGGCAGUGUCAAUCUCAUGUUUUAUCAUCAUCGUCGUGGCCAAUCAUCCCAUUUUUUUCUCAUUGAGUUGCGCGUUCGAUGUCCCUUUCCGCGAUUUUUUUCCCUCCUUUUUGUAUUUCAUUUUCGAGAAAGUAAUGUACGAUUGUGUGUGUGUGUGUGUGUGUGUAUCUGUCUAUUCUCAGCGCGUGUGUAUGUAGUCGUUUCAUUCGAAACUGAACAAUCGGCAGCUUUCGUAUUCCUUUUAUUGUAAAAGUGUGACGAUGAUUACAACAAGGAAGGGACGAAAAGAUGA
Messenger RNA from Daphnia carinata, 7804 nucleotides. RefSeq names its product tyrosine-protein phosphatase Lar-like (gene Lar). The record is from RefSeq and is a predicted model, not a curated record. Gene Ontology annotation, molecular function: protein binding; protein tyrosine phosphatase activity. The transcript has 17 exons. Lineage: Eukaryota; Metazoa; Arthropoda; Branchiopoda; Diplostraca; Daphniidae. The coding region runs from base 16 to 6498 and encodes 2160 amino acids. Gene Ontology annotation, biological process: protein dephosphorylation.